Equus caballus (horse) is the source of this 2002-nucleotide messenger RNA. It is a transcript of the gene TIGD3, whose product is annotated as tigger transposable element derived 3. Gene Ontology annotation, molecular function: DNA binding. Gene Ontology annotation, cellular component: nucleus. The record is from RefSeq and is a predicted model, not a curated record. NCBI's taxonomy places the organism in Eukaryota, Metazoa, Chordata, Mammalia, Perissodactyla, Equidae.
CCCCGCGGGCUUCCCAGCCGGGAGAGAGCCCGGCGCGGGCGGCGCGCACGGGGCCCCGUUGUGCGCGCGCCCGCCCGCCGCCCGCCGCCCGCGCAGUCCCCCGGCCGCUCCGCCCUCCGGGUCGUGGGGCCCGUCCCUCUCCUGCUGUCCUGUCGCCGCCCGGACAGGGGCUCGGGAGCCGGGCCGGGACAGGGGCGGGAGCCGCGGGACGAGCGCCUGAGGUGCCUGUGGAGACGCCAUGGAGCUUAGCAGCAAGAAGAAGCUUCACGCCCUAUCCCUGGCUGAGAAGAUCCAGGUGCUGGAGCUCCUGGACGAGUCCAAGAUGUCCCAGUCGGAGGUGGCCCGGCGCUUCCAGGUCUCUCAGCCCCAGAUCUCACGCAUCUGCAAGAAUAAGGAGAAGCUGCUGGCCGACUGGUGCAGCGGCACGGCCAACCGGGAGCGCAAGCGCAAGCGCGAGUCCAAGUACAGCGGCAUCGAUGAGGCUCUGCUCUGCUGGUACCACAUUGCCCGGGCCAAGGCCUGGGACGUGACGGGGCCCAUGCUGCUCCACAAAGCCAAGGAGCUGGCCGACAUCAUGGGCCAGGAUUUCGUGCCCAGCAUCGGCUGGCUGGUCCGCUGGAAACGCCGAAACAACGUAGGCUUUGGGGCCCGCCAUGUACUCGCGCCUCGGUUCCCCCCGGAGCCGCCUCCUCCGGUCCCCACAUCCCAGGCCCAGCCACCUCUUUCCCUCAAGGACUUCUCCCCAGAGGACGUUUUUGGCUGCGCUGAAGUGCCCUUGCUGUAUCGCGCCGUGCCUGGCACCGUGGGGGCCUGUGGCCACGUCCAGGUGCUGCUGUGUGCCAACAGUAGGGGCACAGAGAAGCGGCGGGUGUUGGUCAGUGGGCUCCGGGCCGCGCCGAGCUGCUUCUUUGGGGUCAGCAGCGAGGCUCUGCCUGCCUCCUACCACCCCGACCUGGGCAUCCCCUGGUCAGAGUGGUUGGUGCAGUUCGACCGGGACAUGGGGCGGCAGGGCCGGCAGGUUGCCUUGCUGCUGGCAGCCCGAGUGGUGGAGGGGUUGGCGGGCCCGCCCAGGCUCCACCACAUAAGGCUCCUGCCUCUGUCAGCUGCCAGCACCACGCCUUCCCUGCCCACCUCUGCGGUCCGGGCCUUCAAGGCCCAUUACCGGCACCGUCUGUUGGGCAAGCUGGCUGCCGUGCAGAGCGAGAGGGCUGGCACUUCGCUGGCCGAGGCUGGGGCAGGGAUCACAGUGCUGGACGCUGUGCACAUGGCAGCGGUCGCCUGGGCCAAGGUGCCCCCUCGGCUCAUUGUAAGCAGCUUCAUUCAGGAAGGGCUGGCCCCAGGCAAAACGCCUCUGUCCCCGGACAAAGCCUCUGAGAUGCCACCAGUCCCCAGUGGGCUGAGCCUUGAGGAAUUUUCCCGCUUCGUGGACCUGGAGGGUGAGGAGCCCGUGUCUGGAGUGUGCAAAGAGGAGAUGGGCCCUGAAGACGAGGAGGGGGUCAGAGAGGAUGCCUUUGCGCCCUUGCCCACCAAAGCUGACGCCCUCCGGGCCCUGGGCACGUUGAGGAGGUGGUUGGAGUGUCAUGGCACCUCCCCUGAGCUGUUUGAAAAAUUCUACGCCUGCGAGGAGGAGGUGGAACGGCUCUGCUGCCUGUGAAGGGCCCCCCGCUGCUCUCCGGAGCCCCCUCUCCUGUUUCCCAUGGAAACGCCCUCUCGCAGAAAGCAGAUUGUAGGCUGGUCUUUUUCCCGUGGAAAUGGAGCUCUUGUGAAAGGUGGAGAAGAGAGACAAGUUGGGAGACCGAGUCUAAGCUCUGAGCGGAAGUUGUCCCAGCCCUGAGGAGAGGGGUCCAAGACGGGGCGUCGGGGGAGCGAAGCUGCGGAGUUUCUGAACCUCCAGGGGGGCUGGGACGUGGGAAGGUGGAAUUUGGGCUUUCCAGACAGGCUGAUCCCGUGAACUCUGUCAAAAACAGAUCUGCUUUUGGAAAUAAAGUUUUUAAUCAAAAAA